UUUCACUUGGUCUCCAGCAGCUCUACCUUCUUAUCUUGAUCUCCCGAACGAUCAGCAUGAUAGGACCCGCCCGUCGACGUCGAAGACCAGCGGUCUCGUGCUCUCUGUGCAGACGCCGCAAGAUCAAAUGUGAUCGUCAACUGCCGUGUAGCCACUGCACUCGCUCCGGGAAUGAGGCCACCUGCGAGUAUGACAAUACCGAGCUUUCUCGGCCUCCGCAGUCGGCGUUCGGUGCCACGCCCACCAGACCGGCUCCGUAUGCGAUACCCACUGAUGGAAUGUCACAUACCAGUCGCACAGCCCCAUAUGCAAUCCCCACUGGUGGGACAUCGCAUACCAGCCGCACGGCAUCCUCCGUGCCCAGUCCCCACUCCGCUGCACAUACUACCGCCUCAACCAAAGCCUCGACUGUGGCCAGUUCCCAGUCGGACCCGAAUGUGGAGGCCCUCAGAGACAGAGUCCGACAGCUGGAACAGCGACUGGCUGAGAUCAUAGCCAAGCCUGCAAUCCAGCCGCCUCCAGUGGCCCCAAUCCCGGAGGUCGUAACCGCAGGUUCCACGUUGACUGGGUUGUUCCAUUUGCAUCAUGAGAACGAUCCUGCUCGCCCGGCCGUAGCGAUCACUCGUAGUAUCAUGCACAAGUCGCGGCUCUUCGGCCAGAGCUUCUGGAUCAACGGGAUGGCGACCGAGUUCUGGAACCUCUUCCAAAUCCUGGAAACCCAUGCGCGAGACCAAGGCAGUCAGGCGUUCAGCAGGAUCCAGAAAUGUAAAGCAAUCGGCAAGAUCAUCAAGGAUAGACGCACACCCUCCUGGCCAGUGGUGACCGCCAUCCCACUGCCCCAGAAAACAAUUGCCGACCAGCUGGUGGACUGCUACCUGCGCACCAGCGAAGCCAUCCACCGCAUCCUGCACAUUCCUACCUUCCGUCGCGACUACGAUGCUCUCUGGGCGGCCCACAGCACGCCGGACCCUGCGUUUGUGAUCCAGCUCAAACUGGUCCUUGCCAUCGGGGCGGCCACCUACGACGAACACUUCACUCUCCGUCCGUCGGCGAUGGCGUGGGUCUACGAGGCGCUCACCUGGCUCGCGAAGCCAGAGUACAAAGUCCACCUCAGCAUGCAGUUUCUCCAGCUCAACCUCCUCGUUCUUCUGGCGCGCGAAGCCACCGGCAUCGGCGGCACCCUCACCUGGAUCCCCGCAGGCUCACUCCUGCGCAUGGCGAUGCACAUUGGUCUGCACCGCGACCCGAACCACCUCCCCAGACGCACCCUCUUCGCCUCCGAGAUGCGCCGCCGGCUUUGGAACACCGUCCUCGAACUCUCGGUUGCGUCGAGCAUGCUCUCCGGCGGGCCGCCGCUCCUCUCCCUGGAGGACUUCGACACCCUGCCUCCCAGCAACUACGACGACGACCAGCUCACCGCCACCACCACCACCGCCAGCAACGACACCGACCCCGACAACAACCCCGCACCCCCACAACCCGAUCAUGUAUUCACCCAGACCUCCAUCGCCAUCGCAUACCGCAAGACCUUCCCCGCGCGCCUAGCCAUCACGCAGGCCCUCAACAACAUCAACACAAAGCUCACCAACGAGGACACCCUCCGACUCGACGCCGAUCUCCGCACCGCGUACCAAGAAACCUGCCACUGCCUCCACACCCUGACAACCCCCACCCGCACAGCCGACAUAUCCCGCACCCCGUCCCCCUUUGCCCUGCACCUACUCGACUUCCAAAUCAACCACUACCUAAUCGCCCUGCACAUCCCGUACUUCAUCCCCGCCCUCCACGACCCAAAGACUUACGCCUACACCCGCAAAGUCCUCACCGAAACCGCCCUCCGCAUCUGGUGCACCGCCUGGCCGGCAUCGGCCAUCAUCCACCCCAUCAUAUCGGACCCCCACCCCGCCCCCGCCCCCGCCCCCUCCCCCUCCCCCUCCCUGACCCAUGCCCAUGCCCAUGCCCAUACCCAGGUCUACACCCCAGACCCCGACGCCCAACUCCUCGCCAGAUACAUCGCCAACACCGCCAGCCCCUACACGCAAACCACAAUGCAAGCCUGCAACCUCGCCGCCUUCGAGCUCUGCGCCCAGCUGCGCGAGGCCUGCUCCGCUGCCCCGCCGGCCCCGUUUGCUGCCGCCGCGGGAACACCGCUGUCUGGUUACCACUCCCACUACCAACCCAUCCGCCAAGACCUCCUGACCAUCACCCGCGAGGCCACGCCCUGGCUCCGUCGGUGUCUGCGCAGCGGCGAGACCAACAUGAAGGGAUACCUGCUGCAGGCGCUGGUCGAGGCGCAGGUCGAGGCGGUGCUGCGGCGCGUGCCAGAUACGGACCUGGGGGGGUGGUUGGUGGAUGCGGCGGAGCGGGCGGUCGAGGAGGCGCUGGGGAUUUUGCGCGAGGUUCUUGGGGGGGAUGCUGGUGGUGAGCU
Aspergillus uvarum CBS 121591 is the source of this 2428-nucleotide messenger RNA. RefSeq lists its product as uncharacterized. Gene Ontology annotation, cellular component: nucleus. The record is from RefSeq and is a predicted model, not a curated record. The annotation marks the transcript as partial. Gene Ontology annotation, biological process: regulation of transcription by RNA polymerase II; DNA-templated transcription. Gene Ontology annotation, molecular function: RNA polymerase II cis-regulatory region sequence-specific DNA binding; zinc ion binding; DNA-binding transcription activator activity, RNA polymerase II-specific. Lineage: Eukaryota; Fungi; Ascomycota; Eurotiomycetes; Eurotiales; Aspergillaceae. The transcript has 3 exons.